Molecule: messenger RNA, 2898 nt
Organism: Priapulus caudatus
Lineage: Eukaryota; Metazoa; Priapulida; Priapulimorpha; Priapulimorphida; Priapulidae
Product: vacuolar protein sorting-associated protein 35-like
Biological process (GO): retrograde transport, endosome to Golgi; intracellular protein transport
Cellular component (GO): retromer complex; late endosome; retromer, cargo-selective complex
Source: RefSeq, a predicted model, not a curated record
GAGAUCAAAAUGCCGACCACUCCGUUGAUGUCGCCGGCAGAGGAGCAGGAGAAGCUGCUGGAGCAGGCCCUGGGGGCUGUUAAGAAUCAGGCCUUCCAAAUGAAAAGAUGCUUGGACAAGACCAAACUCAUGGAUGGGUUGAAGCAUGCAUCUGACAUGCUUGGGGAGCUCAGGACUUCGAUGUUGUCACCAAAGAGUUACUAUGAGCUCUACAUGGCAAUAUCAGAUGAAUUACGGCACCUGCAGCAGUAUCUCGUGGAGGAGUUCAGCAAGGGCAGGAAGGUUGCUGAUCUCUAUGAGCUGGUUCAAUAUGCAGGAAACAUUGUGCCACGUCUCUACCUUCUCGUCACGGUCGGCGUCGUCUACAUCAAGUCGAACGAGAACUGCAGAAAGGACAUCAUGAAGGACCUGGUGGAGAUGUGCCGCGGCGUACAGCACCCUCUGCGCGGCCUCUUCCUUCGCAACUACCUCCUGCAGUGCACACGCAACAUUCUGCCUGACACCGAACAGGAAUCGUCAAAUAAUGCAAGAAGUUUAGGCGAAAAUCAUUCAAGAAACACACAGCGUCACUUAGAGGAGGCUACAGGAUGUGGUUCGGGAACUAUCCAAGAUUCUAUCGAUUUUAUUUUACUGAAUUUUGCUGAAAUGAACAAGUUGUGGGUUCGAAUGCAACACCAGGGUCACUCACGUGAUAAAGACAAGCGGGAACGUGAACGACAAGAGCUUAGAAUCCUGGUCGGAACAAAUCUCGUGAGAUUGAGCCAGCUGGAAUGUGUCGACAUAGAAAGAUUCAAGAAGGGUGUGUUGCCAGGAAUUCUAGAACAGGCUGUCAGCUGCAAAGAUCCGAUUGCCCAGGAAUAUUUGAUGGAGUGCCUUAUUCAGGUAUUCCAGACGAGUUCACCUGCAGACCCUGAAUUCCUUUUUGCAAGCCUGUGCAGAACUGCAUCAGCAGGUCAAUGUGAAGAACGUGAUCAUUGCACUAAUCGACAGGCACGGCAAGACAUGCCUGCAGAAGAUGUGGUAGCUCUUCAAGUCCUCAUCAAUCUCGCUCUUAAGUGCUAUCCAGAUAAGUUACUAUGUGAUAAAGUGCUAGAGACAACAGUGGACAUCUUCCAAAAACUCAGCGUAGAGAAGAUAGAAAGUAAUACAAUUGUGGCGAAAGAACUGACAAAGCUGCUGAAGAUUCCUGUGGACAACUACAAUGAUGUGCUGGUCCUGAUGCAGCUGCAGCACUUCCAGCCUCUGAUAGAGUACUUUGACUGUUCAGCACGAAAGUCCAUGGCCACAUACAUCAUUGAGAAUGUGUUGGACAACAAUACCCUUAUUCCAACUCAAGAGCAGGUUGAUCAGGUACUGCUCCUGGUAUCGCCUCUUGUCACCGAUCAACAAGAUCAACCAGCCGGUGAGGAGGAUCCUGAAGACUUUGCAGAGGAGCAGGGACUGAUGGGCCGAUUUAUAAACCUGCUGCAGUCUGACAGCCCGGAUCAACAGUAUCUGAUACUUAACACAGCACGACAACGUUUUGGAACUGGGGGAAACAAGAGAAUAAAAUUCACACUGCCACCAAUAGUGUUUGCUGCCUACAGAUUGGCCUUUAAGUACUGGGAUAUACGUGAUCAGGAUGACAAAUGGGAGAAAAAGUGCCAGAAGAUAUUCCAGUUCUGCCACCAAACAAUCAGUGCGCUCAUCAAAGCCGAGUUUGCUGAAUUGUCACUGCGCAUAUUCCUCCAAGGCGCAAUCGCUGGUGGACAGAUUGAGUUUGACAACCAUGAGUCUGUAACAUACGAGUUCAUGUCUCAGGCGUUUUCGCUGUACGAAGACGAGAUCAGUGACAGCAAAGCACAGCUGGCUGCUAUUAUGCUCAUCAUCUCCACGCUGGAGCGCAUGGCCUGCUUCAGCGAUGAGAACCAUGAGCCCCUGCGCACGCAGUGCGCACUCGCCGCCUCCAAGCUGCUGAAGAAACCAGACCAGUGCAGGGGCGUGUGCACGGUCGCCCACCUGUUCUGGUCGGGCAAGAAUUUGUCUAGCAAGGGAGAGGAGCUACGCGAUGGAAAGAGAGUCAUAGAAUGUCUGAAGAAAGCUCUGAAGAUCGCCAACCAGUGCAUGGACCAGUCUGUGCAAGUCCAGCUGUUUGUUGAAGUGCUGAAUCAAUAUAUCUACUUCUAUGAGAAAGGGAACGACCAGAUCAAUGUGCAAAUCCUGAACCAGCUCAUUGGGAAGAUUAGAGAGGAACUUCCAAAUCUCGAAGCUAACGAGGAGACAGAGCAGAUCAAUAAACAUUUUCACAACACAUUAGAACAUGUGCGAGCACGGCAGGAACUGGCACUCGAAGACAGUCCUUCAUACGAGGGGGUAAUUUUGUGAAUGAUAUCUUAUUGCUAGUAAUAAAUGUUGUUCUAAAACAGCAACCUAUUUUCAUCUAUAAAAUGUAGGAGUUAUUAAGACUUAUUUGGAUUUUACAUAACCCAGUCAGCCAAUAAUCAGUGUUAAUAUGUCAAUUGUCGUUCAUCUUUUAACACACUAUUUCCAUCGAAUAGGCAUGUGUAGUCAUUAUAUACACAUUUAUAUUAUUGUAAUCAUAUCAAAUUUUGGUCUGUUAAGAGCAAACUUAAUCUGAACAAACAGAUAUCAUUAUGAUGACGAGUAUGCAUUAUCCAGAAGGGAAAAAUAUCAGUGCCAUGUACAUAUUUCAUUGCAUUGCAUGAUAGAUAUUGCUGAAAUUUUAUGUAGUGCAAAAAAGUGUGACCCUUGACUGUGAAACAAGUAAGAAGUGACACACUGACAUUUCAUGCUAGAUAUACAAUAUUGGAAAUAUAGAUCACCACAAACAAUAUAAUUAUUUAUUUUCAAAAUUAAAGGGAUACAUUUCUCUAGGUUCUUCAAAUAUUUUCAGCUAAG